AUGAAGGGUCUACGCUCGUUUCAGCUGUUGUUGAUCGCAUUGCUGGCAAUUGUUGGCUCUGUCGUUGCGAAAGAGUUUAGCCACUCCACUGGCUUUGGUACAACGAAAGAAGAAAUCAUCGCCAACAGAGAAAGGAGAAAGGAGCAACUUAAAAAACUGUUAGAUGAAGUGCGUGAGACCAAAGACAACCAUGACUCUGGCAGAAAACUUCUCAGUGAUGAGGAGCUGACAGUAGUGGAUCGGAAGAUUAGUGCUUAUGAGAGAAAGCUAGAGACUAUGCAGGGAGAAAUGGAUGAGAGAGAAGUUGAAAAAGUCAUGCAACGAGAAAAGCUUCGCUAUGAAAGAGAUGAACAGAGGCGACAGGAACGUAGACAGAGAGGUUCUGAAUUCUGA
Molecule: messenger RNA, 393 nt
Organism: Seminavis robusta
Lineage: Eukaryota; Bacillariophyta; Bacillariophyceae; Naviculales; Naviculaceae
Source: the annotation of a GenBank genome assembly